Strongyloides ratti is the source of this 819-nucleotide messenger RNA. RefSeq names its product Immunoglobulin-like fold domain-containing protein. NCBI's taxonomy places the organism in Eukaryota, Metazoa, Nematoda, Chromadorea, Rhabditida, Strongyloididae. The coding region runs from base 1 to 819 and encodes 272 amino acids. The record is from RefSeq and is a predicted model, not a curated record. The transcript has 2 exons.
AUGCCAUUCAAAAAAUUUGAAAUUUGUGAAAAUUUAAGUGAACAACCUUUUUCUGAACUUUAUAAUACAAAAAAUGGUAAUAUUAAUUUGGUAAUUAAAAAUAAUAAGGAAUGUUUUCUUGAGUGUGAUAUUUUAUCAUCCCCAAAACCUAUAAUUAAUUGGUAUAAAAAUGAUAAAUUACAUCAAUCACAUUUGGAUAAUAUUUUAGAUCAUACUGAUGAUUAUUUAAAUUCAAAAAAUAUGAAUUCACAAAUUGGGUGGUCUAGUAUUCUCUCAAAAAUUCAAAUUUAUUCUAAUAAUGUUGGAGAUCAAUUUAAAUGUGAAAUUAUAAGUCCAUGUAUAAAUGAAAAAAUAAUUUCUGAUACUUAUACUAUUCCUGAAUUUGCAUUACAUAGUUGUUCAAAAAAUUAUGAUAAUAUACAUUUUUUAAAAAAUUUAAAUAAAAAUAACAUUUUUAGUAUCCUUAGUUACUUUAAUCCUUAUCAAUCUUUGUACAUAAAAACUCCAGUUAUCACAACUGCCACAACCAUGAGAAUGGAAUAUCCGGGAAAUUUUAUUACAUUAUCAUGUAAAAAUGAAGCUUACCCUAAAGCAACAAAUAAAUGGGAAGUUAUUGAGAAUGAUAACGAAAAUGGGAGUGGUAUUUCAAUUGAUAAUUUUAAUUAUUUUAAAGUUCUUGAUAAUGGUGAUAUUUUUCUCAAUACAACACAACUACCAAAUGAUAUUGUUCAAAUGGCACUUAGAUGCAACGCUUCAAAUGUUUAUGGAUGGGAUAUUUUUGUUAGUACUAUUCUUCUUGUCACUGAAGAAAGAAAAUAA